Centropristis striata (black sea bass) is the source of this 1252-nucleotide messenger RNA. RefSeq lists its product as uncharacterized. Bases 104 to 1174 code for a protein of 356 amino acids. The record is from RefSeq and is a predicted model, not a curated record. Lineage: Eukaryota; Metazoa; Chordata; Actinopteri; Perciformes; Serranidae. Gene Ontology annotation, biological process: Arp2/3 complex-mediated actin nucleation. Gene Ontology annotation, molecular function: actin filament binding. Gene Ontology annotation, cellular component: Arp2/3 protein complex; actin cytoskeleton. The transcript has 10 exons.
CCAACCAACCAAACAAUCUGUCCUCAUACACUCAGCGAAGCAACACAUCUGCAGAUCAGCCGGAACAGCAGCAGCUACAUUCCUGCAGGUCUCCUGUGCAGACAUGUCUCUGUACAGCUUCGGCCUGGAGCCGCUGUCCUGCCACACCUGGAACAAAGACAGAACCCAGAUUGCAGUGAGUCCUAACAACAAUGUGGUGAUUAUCUAUGAGAAGAAAGGCAAAGGGUGGACCAAGAUCCACGAGCUGACGGAGCACAGUGGACGCAUCACAGGCAUCGACUGGGCCCCCGAGUCCAACCGCAUCGUGACGUGUGCGUCCGACCGUAACGCCUACGUGUGGACCCUGAAGGACGGCGUGUGGAAGCCCACCCUGGUGCUGGUCCGCAUCAACCGAGCCGCCACAUGUGUCAAGUGGUCGCCACUGGAGAACAAGUUCGCCCUGGGCAGCGGAGCUCGCCUCAUCUCCGUCUGCUACUUUGAGAAGGAGAAUGAUUGGUGGCUGAGUAAGCACAUCAAGAAGUCGGUUCGCUCCACCGUCCUGAGUCUGAACUGGCACGCCAACAACAUCCUGCUGGCAGCAGGCUCUGCAGACCUCCACUGCAGGGUUUUCUCAGCCUACAUCAAGGACAUCGAGGACAAGCCUGGCCCCACGGCCUGGGGGGCCAAGAUGCCUUUUGGGGAGAUGAUGCUGGAGCAUAAGGACUGUGGCGGCUGGGUGCACAGCGUCUCCUUCUCCCCCAGUGGAGACCAGCUGGCCCUGGUGGCCCAUAACAGCAGCAUCACCGUGGUGGACGCCGCCCAAGGAAAGGAGGCCACCCAGCUGACCACGGACCGUCUGCCCCUGCUGAGUGUGCUCUAUGUCAGCCCCACGGAGAUUGUUGCUGCGGGUCAUGACUGUUGCCCCUACCAGUUCACCUACAAGGGUCCAGGAGCUCUGGAGUUUGUGAAGAAGCUGGACAUCCCCAAGCAGACCUCCAAGGGCAGCAUGUCCGCCAUGCAACACUUCCGCAACCUGGACAUGAAGGCAACUGAUGAGGACAGCAACGAGCUGGACACCCUGCACCAGAACAGCAUCACCCAGCUGUGUGUUGUUUCUGGGGAUAAAGCCAAAGUGGAGAAGUUCAGCAGCGUUGGUCUGGAUGGAGCUCUGGUGGUCUGGGAGUUUAAGCACUGAGACGCCACAGAUCAUCAGUCCUCUCAGUGAACAAACCAACACUCUCUCCAGCACUGAGACGCCACAGAUCAUCAGUCC